Molecule: messenger RNA, 1352 nt
Organism: Marchantia polymorpha subsp. ruderalis
Lineage: Eukaryota; Viridiplantae; Streptophyta; Marchantiopsida; Marchantiales; Marchantiaceae
Source: the annotation of a GenBank genome assembly
ACUUUCAUAGGGAAAGCGUUUCUUAAGUCCCCUACGAGGUCCAACUGUAGGUAAAUCCGCAGUUGCGACGGUGACCACGCCAAGCCACAGUCGUUCGUUCAUCCACUGCGAAGCAUGUCAAGGGAGCGUUGAGCUUGAAUUCGAUCCGAGCUCGUCUGCCAAUUCGUUCGCCGGAAGAGGUGUUCACAGUCAUGGCGAUGGUAAAUGCAGCCAUGACUUUGAAUCUUCAAGCUGGCAUGCCUCUGAAGAAUUCAUCCGUUCGUGCUUCUCGGUUGGCUUCGGUGAAGAAAUGCGUCGAGUUUGAAGUUGGUAACAUUCAGAACAGAGGAGCCUCUGCAAGAAAAGGCGUAGUUCGUUGUGCUCUGGUUUUGACAGAACGAUAUGGUGCUUUGGCAGUUAAGGGAACAGGAAGACCGAAUAUGGAGGACACUCUGAGUAUUGUGGUGGAUCCGAAGGGAAAAGAACCUGCCUUUUUUGGUGUUUUUGACGGUCAUGGUGGAAUUGCUGUUGCAGACUUGCUGAAGACUGGCUUCUGGCCGGUGUAUAAAAAUCAGCUGUCAGGCUCAGAUCCAGUGAGGGCCACGGAAAGUGCCUACUACGAAUUUGAUCAGCUAACUCUGGCUCAACCGAAAGGACUUUUUGGUGGUAUGCGAGAGAGGGGAGUUGGCGGCUCACGUUGUGGUGCCACCGCUGCAACGGUUGUUCUUAAACAAUCUGAAGAUGGGCAACAAAAGAUAAUUGCUGCUAAUGUUGGAGACGCACGUGUUGUUCUUGCCCGAGGGGGCAAUGCUAUCCAACUGACUUUUGAUCACAAGCCAGACGUGGAGGAAGAAAGGAAGCGAAUUGAAAAGAAGAAUCCCGUGCCAAAGAAACCACUGGUGGUGAAUGUUGAUGGGACCUGGCGUGUGGGCGGUCUUCUUGCCCUCUCAAGAGCUUUUGGAGAUGUUUACCUCAAAGACUGGACAGACGGUAAAUUAGAUGGAGCACGAGGUGGAUUUGGAUUAACAGCUGAACCACAUGUUACCGUGAAAACCUUGCUCCCAGAGGACGAGUUAAUAAUUCUGGCAACGGAUGGACUAUGGGAGAAGAUCUCAAACCAAGAAGUUGUUGAUUUCUGCACGUCAGCGGGGAAAGAGCAGCCCUUGGACACUACAAUCAAGGGUUUGAUCAAGCUGGCUCAGGAUCGCGGGACAACAGAUGACAUUUCAAUAGUUAUUGUUCGUUUGUCAUAAGUAGUGUAGAUAUGUAACUUUCCCAAUGCAAUGUACCCUACUGUAACAGUAAAAGUAAAGUCUGUGAAUACUUGAGUCCCCUUGUGUAUGUACUAAGUUUGAACAGAAAGGGAAAGCCAA